This is a messenger RNA of Stereum hirsutum FP-91666 SS1, 399 nucleotides long. RefSeq lists its product as uncharacterized. NCBI's taxonomy places the organism in Eukaryota, Fungi, Basidiomycota, Agaricomycetes, Russulales, Stereaceae. Bases 1 to 399 code for a protein of 132 amino acids. The transcript is spliced from 2 exons. Gene Ontology annotation, cellular component: ribosome; mitochondrial large ribosomal subunit. Gene Ontology annotation, biological process: translation. The record is from RefSeq and is a predicted model, not a curated record. Gene Ontology annotation, molecular function: structural constituent of ribosome.
AUGCUCGUCCCCUCUGCACGCUCUCUCCUCGCGAAGCCUGCAUUCUACGCCAGGCCGCUUUCGCAACAGGCUGCCCUCCCAACCACCGCCACCCAGCAACUGCUCCUCCCGAGGGUGAAACCUGUUCAACACCCCUACUUUCUCGACCGAAACUCGCGAGGCUCACUCCCCGUUUACACCGAGAUUCGUGCUCAGGGCGCAAAGCACACCGUUCUAAUCCGCAACGUCGAGGGCAACAUCCGGGCUCUCGCGGAUGAUCUCGCUUCCUCUCUGUUCCCUCCUGCCUCUCCGGAGGCAGAGCGUCUCAAGAUACAGAUCGUGAGAUCAAAGCAUCUCGUCCUUUCUGGUGGCAGAUGGAAAAUGGACGUUAUGGACUGGCUCAAACGCAAAGGCUUCUAA